AGGUCCUUGACAAAGAAUUGGUUCUGCGAUCUAAUUUAUAUGCUAUCACAUGAUACGUUGCAUGUCGUGGUCGUAGAAGUACGUUUGAUCAAUACGGCAUUCGCUUAAGUCACCGGAUUGUUUAUUCGAGCCGUAUCAUUGUGGGAGACAUUCCGCGAAUUGCUCUAACCCAUGUCCGAUUCGUUAUCCUCAGAAACGGCGAGUAGCGACCAUAUGACGAGCAACGAGGUGUUCGCGGAGGAAAGCUUUGAUCCGCUGCUCUUCAUCAACUCUGCGCUAAGGGAACACACACUUGGCGGGUUGAACGACACCCUAGCCAAUGUCAAAGAGAGUAUCAGCAGAAAUAAAAUAAAAAAUCAGGAAUUAGUGAGGAGGCAUUUCAGCAAAUUUGUGCACUGCAGAGAGUCAAUCGAAGAAAUACGCAAAAAUGAUGUUUUUUCGUACGUGAAGAACGUGUUUGAACAGAUCGAGCACAACCUUACAGCAUUGAAGGACAAGAUACGGCAGAUUUCGUUAUCACACGGGAUAAGUGCACAUUUAAGUGAUGAAAGCACCAGGCGUAGAGAAAUACUGCACUACUAUGAUAAGCUGAUCAACCUCGAGGACAGGCUUAAGUACGAUCUUAAAUACCUGGACUACGAGGGAUUUGUAAAGCACUACAACUCAGCCGCAAAGCUGAAGAACGAUUCAAAGUUCUUGUCAACGAAGUUGAGGCAGGCGAACAUCGUUAAGAACCGUUUUCUUGAUAUUUUAGUGGCAGAGAUAGAAAAGAACGGGAGCACUGAGGAUACGCUGUUCUACUUCAAGCUUUACUUCAAGAUUGAAAGGGAUGAGCACAGCAAAAUGGAGAAUACGUUGCUUGCACUCGUGAAGAAGCAUCUCAACGACAGAAAAACGCUGUGCGAAAUCGAGAACGUCCUUAUUUACGUUCUGAAGACCCUCUCAAUCACAAACACCUUCCUGAUUGAGCAGGAAAUAUUUAAAAGUGUGACAGUUUGGAUAAAUGCCCGCGUAGCACAGGAAUUCAGCGUUGUAAAAUACAGAGCGAUGAUCAACAAGCUGCACAUCUUUUACGGGUUGGUAUCUAAUAUCGUGAAUAGGAGCAAUUUGAGUGCUUUUCGCGAAUCGGUUGAGGGGGCAAAGGAUGCGAUGACCGCCAGGAUUUUCUCCGAGAUGGAGAGUGUGUUCAAGGAAGACAUAGAAGGUGAUGCGAAUAGGCUCGAGCACUUUUUAGUGAGCUUGGACGAGUUCCUCAAGCUGAAUGACAUAAAAGAAAAUUUGUAUGUGAUACUGGAGAACAUGUUAAGAACGAGACAGCCGGCUGCUGACCGUGCUAAAAGCAAUGAGAGAAUGGAGAGCUACACUAAUUUGGCAAGGCAGCACGAGAAGGGCCACUUGGUGAGAGCAGAGGUAGAUUACCGCUACUUCCUGCACUACUCGUCAAAAAUCGCUAAGAUAAGAGCAAAAUUUGGCAGAAUCAACAAACUGCUCAAUAACACCGUAAGUUUCAAACGGGUCGAUAAGAUAGUUAGGAGAUGUGAGGCAGAUACGAUCAAAGAGUUCGUAAAAAACAUCAAGAACAAGUCUACGGAACACAACUUGAUGACAAUCAUGAAACUGAAGGAGAUGUAUUUCUUGAACAAAGAAACUUUGGCACUCCUUGAUCCCAACAUUUUGAAGUGCAAGGUAACGCUUUUCUUCCUGUGCAAUGCCCUUCAGGUAGAUGAACCGAGGCUGAAUGAAUCGGAAAGGAAUAGAGUGAACGAAAUUUACGCACAAUUUAGCUGUUUGAAGGAGGUGUAGUGCUGUUCUGAUAGUUGUGCUGGCGUGUUGGUAGUACCGCAGCAAUGGAAGUGUAUGAAUAAUGAAUUUGCACUUUUUUACAGUCAAAACGGUAAAUAAAGAUAGUUCUGAUCUUUUUUUAAUGAAAUGUACGUUUGAUGUGUGUGAG
Messenger RNA from Vavraia culicis subsp. floridensis, 1951 nucleotides. RefSeq lists its product as uncharacterized. Bases 172 to 1803 code for a protein of 543 amino acids. The transcript has a single exon. Lineage: Eukaryota; Fungi; Microsporidia; Pleistophoridae. The record is from RefSeq and is a predicted model, not a curated record.